Messenger RNA from Peniophora sp. CBMAI 1063, 549 nucleotides. Lineage: Eukaryota; Fungi; Basidiomycota; Agaricomycetes; Russulales; Peniophoraceae. The record is from the annotation of a GenBank genome assembly.
AUGGCCAAUACUUCCGCGAAAAAAAUAGCCUCUCAGAAUGAAGCGGCGUUGAAGAACCUGCUGUAUGGUCAAAUUCUAGCCAACCUUGUACCCUUCCUAGUUCGACUACUAUAUCGCGCGUUGGGUCGUGGGACCUCAAUCAAGAUAUGGAUUUUGAGUGCCAUUGCUACUGGGAUAUCUCAAUUUAUAUAUGGACGCCUCGCUGCGUUGGGGAAGCCACGGCGCGACGCGAAUGGGAUGGUUGUCUCCGCCGGCGCAGACCUCAACCAGCCAGGUGUGACGGAGUGGAUGUUUGAUGUCUUAUAUAUCAGCUGGGCUGCACAGGUCGGUAGUUCUAUAAUGGGGGAGUGGGUAUGGCUCCUAUACCUUGCAAUACCCGUCUUUGUUGUAUACAAGGCAUGGGGCUUCAUUGGUCCAUUAAUCAUGCCGCAGUCCCGACCUGCGGAGGAAGAAGUGCCCAUGGAGCCAUUGAGUAAACGACAAGAAAAGCUCAAGAAACGCAGCGAACGAGGCGAUCCGAGAGUCAAGAUGCAACAACGAAGGGCAUGA